CGCGCCGUCUCCCGCGGUUACCGUAGGAACCGGGAGGUGCUGGAGAACGUGCUGGCCGUGGCGCUGGCGGUGCUGGUGGCGUUCCUGGGCUCGGUGCUGCUGGUCAACGACUUCUUCACGGACAUCUGGGUGUUCCAGUUCUGCCUGGUCAUCGCCAGCUGCCAGUACUCCCUGCUCAAGAGCGUUCAACCAGACUCCUCGUCUCCUCGCCAUGGCCACAACCGCAUCAUCGCGUACAGCCGUCCCGUGUACUUCUGCCUGUGCUGUGGUCUGGUGUGGCUGCUGCACCACGGCAGCUUGGCCAGCCGCUCCUCCUCCCGCUUCUCCCUGUACGGGGUGGGCCUGACCAGCUCCCUGCUGCUGGCCUCCGCCCGGGACCUCCUCAUAGUGUUUACCUUGUGUUUCCCGCUCAUCUUCUUCGUGGGGCUGCUGCCCCAGGUUAACACCUUCUUCAUGUACCUGCUGGAGCAGGUGGACAUCCACGUGUUCGGGGGGAACGCCACCAGCAGCCUAGCGUCGGCGCUGUACAGCGUGCUGCGCAGCGUCCUCACCGUGGCUCUGCUGUACGGCCUCUGCUACGGAGCGCUGAAGGAGGCGUGGGAGCCCCACCACAUCCCGGUGCUGUUCUCGGUGUUCUGCGGCCUCCUGGUGGCCGUCUCCUACCACCUCAGCCGCCAGAGCAGCGACCCCUCCGUCCUCAUAUCCCUGAUCCAGUCCAAGAUCCUCCCCAAGCUGAAGGACAAGGACCCUGAAGACCCCCUGUUCGAGGUGCAGGACCCCCUGCCCGACAAGCUCAAAGCCUCUGUGAACGAGCGCCUGCAGUCGGACCUCAUCAUCUGUGUUCUGAUCGCUGUGCUCUUCUUCGCCAUCCACGUCAGCACCGUGUUCAUCGCCCUGCAGCCCUACCUGAGCUACGUGCUGUACGGCCUGCUGACCCUGGUGGGGCUGCUGACCCACUACCUGCUGCCUCAGGUCCGCAAGCAGCUGCCCUGGUACUGCUUCUCCCAGCCGCUGCUCAAGACCCGCGAGUACUACCAGUUCGAGGUCCGCGACGCGGCCCAUGUGAUGUGGUUCGAGAAGCUCCACGUGUGGCUGCUCUUCCUGGAGAAGAACGCGCUGUACCCCCUGGUCAUCCUCAACGAGAUGAGCCGCAGCGCCUGGAAGCUGGCCAGCCCCAAGAAGUUGGACACAGAGCUGGGCGCUCUGAUGAUCACGGUGGCGGGCCUCAAGCUGCUGCGCUCCUCCUACAGCUGCCCCACCUACCAGUACGCCACCGUGCUCUUCACCAUCCUCUUCUUCACCUUCGACUGCCCCCACCUGUCCGAGACGCUCCUGCUCGACCUCUUCCUCAUGUCCAUCGUCUUCAGCAAGCUGUGGGAGCUGUUCUACAAGCUGCGUUUCGUCUACACCUACAUCGCCCCGUGGCAGAUCACCUGGGGCUCGGCCUUCCACGCCUUCGCCCAGCCCUUCGCCGUGCCUCACUCCGCCAUGCUGCUGGUCCAGGCUCUGGUCUCCGCCUUCUUCUCCACCCCGCUCAACCCCUUCCUGGGCAGCGCCAUCUUCAUCACCUCCUACGUCCGCCCCGUCAAGUUCUGGGAGAGGGACUACAACACCAAGAGAGUGGACCACUCCAACACGCGUCUGGUGUCCCAGCUGGACAGGAACCCAGGCUCGGACGACAACAACCUAAACUCCAUCUUCUACGAGCACCUGACGCGCUCGCUGCAGCACAGCCUGUGCGGGGACCUGAUGCUGGGCCGAUGGGGCGCCGUGACCACCGGGGACUGCUUCAUCCUGGCCUCCGACUACCUCAACGCCCUGGUGCACCUGGUGGAGCUCGGCAACGGCCUGGUGGCCUUCCAGCUGCGCGGCCUGGAGUUCAGAGGGACGUACUGCCAGCAGCGGGAGGUGGAGGCCAUCACGGAGGGGGUGGAGGAGGACGAGGGCUGCUGCUGCUGCGAGCCGGGCCACCUGCCCCACGUGCUGUCCUUCAACGCCGCCUUCGGCCAGCGCUGGCUGGCCUGGGAGGUGCUGGUCACCAAGUACGUGCUGGAGGGCUACAGCAUCACUGACAACAGCGCCGCCUCCAUGCUGCAGGUGUUCGACCUGCGCCGCAUCCUCACCAUCUACUACGUCAAGGGGAUCAUCUACUAUGUGGUGGCGUCCCCCAAGCUGGAGGAGUGGCUCGCCAACGAGACCAUGAGGGACGGGCUGCGGCCGUGCGCCGAGCGCAACUACGUGGACCUGGACCCCACCUUCAACCCCAACAUCGACGAGGACUACGACCACCGGCUGGCGGGCAUCUCCAGGGACAGCUUCUGCGGGGUCUACCUGGGCUGGAUCCAGUACUGCAACUCCAGGAGAGCCAAGCCGCUGGACAGUGAGAAGGACUCGGCCCUGGUGCUGCUGUGCUUCGGCCUGUGCGUGCUCGGCCGCCGCGCCCUGGGCACCGCCGCGCACCACAUGUCCAGUAACCUGGAGUCCUUCCUGUUCGGCCUGCACGCUCUCUUCAAGGGGGACUUCCGGAUCUCUUCCCUGCGUGACGAGUGGAUCUUCGCGGACAUGGAGCUGCUCAGGAAGGUGGUGGUGCCGGGCGUCAGGAUGUCCCUCAAGCUCCACCAGGACCACUUCACGUCCCCUGAUGAGUACGAGGACCCGGUGGUUCUGUUCGAGGCCAUCUCGGAGCACCAGGUGAGCCUGGUGAUGGCCCACGAGGGCGACCCGGCGUGGCGCAGUGCAGUGCUGUCCAACGCGCCCGCUCUGCUCGCCCUGCGCCACGUCCUGGACGAGGGCACCAACGAGUACAAGAUCAUCAUGCUCAACCGCCGCUACCUCAGCUUCAGGGUCAUCAAGGUGAACAAGGAGUGCGUGCGCGGCCUGUGGGCGGGGCAGCAGCAGGAGCUGGUCUUCCUGCGCAACCGGAACCCGGAGCGCGGCAGCAUCCAGAACGCCAAGCAGGCGCUGCGCAACAUGAUCAACUCGUCGUGCGACCAGCCCAUCGGCUACCCCAUCUACGUCUCGCCCCUCACCACCUCCUACUGCGACUCGCACCCGCAGCUGCCCCGCGUGCUGGGCGGUCCCGUCAGCAUGGGCAACAUCCGCAGCUUCGUGGUCGGCACCUGGCACAGGCUGAGGAAGGGCUGCGGGGCCGGCUGCAACAGCGGGGGCAACAUGGAGGACUCGGACGGCGGGGGUGUCUCGUGCGGCAGCGGGAACGGCACGGGGGCCAGCGACUCCCAGCAGAGCUCCGUGUCCCAGGGCGGGACCCCCGGGGGCCCCCCGCACCACCCGCACCACACGCACCACUCCAUGGGCACCAGCCAGAGCUGCCAGUCGGUGCAGUCGGGCCCGGCCCGCCACUCCCCGGCGCGGGCCUCGACGGUGAGCGGGGCGUCGUCGUACCGCUACAGCAGCAGCCGCCACUCCUCCUCCCUGCGCACCUCCACCACGGGCCUGGAGCCCUGCCCGCGCUCCUCCUCCAGCCAGCUGUCGCUGCACACGCUGCCCGCCUCCCUGCACCUGCGGCUGGGCUCGGUCUCGGAGCCGGCCGGCCCCCCCCCGGGGGCCCCCUCCGCCUCGCUCUCCAACCACAGCAUCCCGUCCUGUAAGCGCCACACGCUGGCGGGGCUGCUGGCCGCCGCCGACGCUCCCCCCAGCGGCCCGGCCUGCGCCGCCUCCACCUCCUCGUCCUCGUCCUCCUCCAACGCCGCCGCCGCCGCCUCGGCGUCCGACCCCCUGGGGCAGAGCCAGCACCUCCACCACCACCACCACCACCACCUCCCUCACCACCACCACCACCACCAUCAGCACUACCCCCACUACCACAACCCCACCGUGGCCACGGUGCGCCGCGACGACAUCUCCUACCGGGUGCAGAUCGUGGACGUGAGCCAGGUGCUAGAGACCAUCAACCUGUCCAAGAGGAAGGGGCUGCUGUGGCCUGACGAGGCUCUGAGGGUGAAGGCCGGGCGCAGCAGCUGGAGGGAGUGGAGCCCCCUGGAGGGCAUGGAGGGACACGUGAUCCACCGCUGGGUGUCCCGGAGCCGCGAGCCGGCCAGCCGCUCGCACACGGACAAGACCAUCCUGCUGGUGCAGGUGGACGACAGGCUGGUGCCCAUCCUGGAGACGGGGGUGAUGGAGCUGGGGGCGGAGGUCUGAGACCCCCACCCAACCCGCCCGACCGCUGCUCCCCCUAGCCCCAGGCCCCCGCCUCCCUCCACCCAGCCUUCAUCCAACGGCCCCCCACCCCACCGGCUCCUCCCCCACCAGACACCCAGCCUACCUCCACCUGGCCCCGCCCCCACCCGACCACCCCUCCCCCACGCCGCCCCCACCAGCUCCGCCCUUCGCUCCCCGUGUCUCCCGGCUGAGAGAGGAGGGGCUUUGUUUUGUUUUUCAAAGUAAAGGUCCCCCUCCGUUGCUUUUGAAUGGAAGAAACCUCCAGGCCCCAGCCGGGCUGAGGUAGAAGGGUCCUUGGGACCUGCUCCCUCUCUCCCCUGCGCCUGGCUGCUGAGCGGACGGAACCGCUGGAACAUCUGGAACCUCCCCUCCGGAAACCCCCGAGUAGAAAAAGGUUUUUUAUUUUUUAUUUCACUCUCUCUCUCCUCUGCCGUGUGUUUUGCCGACAGAGGACUGAAGAAGAAGCUCCCGCGUUGCUUUCGUUGUUCCGAUCCGAAUGGAGGGUUUGUGAAUCGGCACAACAUGCAGGCAGAGCUGCCGCUGAGCAGAACCAGUGGUUGGACAGAAAACACGGCGGGUACUUUGACCCCCUGGACCUGGAGUUUCCCCCCUCUCCCCCUCUCCCUUACCUGGAAACCAUUGAGACGGACCCCUCCCUCCAGCACAGCUCCUUUACCGCAUCACACACACACACACACACACACACACACACACACACACACACACACACACACACACACACACACACACACACACACACACACACACACACACACACACACAGUAUCCUCCGCCUUGCUUCGUGAAGCUCACCGAUGCUGCAUGAUGUCUGACAGCCCUCUGAACUCAGUCUGCCUCCACUCAUAACCUUUUUCUAUGCAUCUCAUUGACUACUUCAUUGGACGAUGCACACACACACACACACACGCGCACGGAUACACAUGCACACAAACACAUACACACGCCCAAGGAAGCACACACGCUGGCAGACACACGCACACAUACACAAACACACGCUCCCGGACACACACAAACUCGCGCACACACACGCUCACGUACGCACACGCGCACGUUCUGCGUGGAAUAGAAUGCAGGUUUUGACGUGUGUUUCAGACAGCGUUGAGUGUUUUAUUGUUUUAUUUGGGUUUUUGGAUUGUUUGCCAAAUGAGUCCAGGUAGCGGGGUACCGACCUGGGCUUCCUGCUACACCUGUACGCUUUCUGUUUCCUGUUGCCAAGACCCCCCGCGCAGUCUGCUAGGCUGACUCUGGGGGGGCCUACCCGCGCUGAACACCGCCAUUUUGAUUUGACAUUAGUGUUGUCUCCCGGGUCGCCAUUCCUUCUGGAUGUCUACGGUUCGCUCCGAAAAAGAGAUACGAACUUGCACUAUUAUUUCAUUUUUUUCUUUACUUUAUUCUUUACUUUACAGUGACGCACUACAAUCUUAAUAUAAUAUCCACUUUUAUUUAUUGUUUAUUAGACAGAGUAAGUUGCCAUGGUUACAGUUGCCUUGGGAAUGAGAAAUAAAAUGCAAUCGUUCUAUUUGCAGCCAUUUAUCUUACCGUUUUACGUUUGAUAAACUUGAAGAUAACUUUUUACUGUAUAUGAUUAUAUAUAUAUAUAUAUAUAAAUGACUAUAUAUAUAUUAUGUCUAUGUAAAAAAAUAUAUUGUUUUGAAUAUUUAUUACUGUAAACAUUGUAUUUACACUUUGUUACGGCUUUUUUCAUUCAUUGGACAAAAGGUUAACGUAUCCGGAGACAAUCUGGUGGAAACGCGGGAUGCCGGAACUCUUGAUGGACUGUUGCCCUGUUUAACUUAAAUUCUUUUUCUAAAUGGAGAAAUAAAGCAGUUUGAUUUAUUGCUUAUAUCUUCUUAA
Messenger RNA from Gadus macrocephalus (Pacific cod), 6054 nucleotides. It is a transcript of the gene pcnx1, whose product is annotated as pecanex 1. The transcript is spliced from 25 exons. Gene Ontology annotation, cellular component: membrane. NCBI's taxonomy places the organism in Eukaryota, Metazoa, Chordata, Actinopteri, Gadiformes, Gadidae. The record is from RefSeq and is a predicted model, not a curated record. The annotation marks the transcript as partial.